GGUUGCACGUGCUGUCGAUGAGGAAAUGGUCAACAUGUUAUGAAUGGAUCAAUAGCCUGCGUUUCACUUUCUCAUUGCUGGGCAUGUGAUUUCUGUUAUUCAAACAUCUUUGGUAUUGCUAGCUUGGGUUCCAUUGCUUGCAUAGUGACGUUGAUAUACUUAUAUGAGAAGGAGAUGUACCAAUAGUGGUUACAGUAUCUAGCUAGAGCGAUAGCUAAGCAGGUUGCAGACAGUCGUGUAGGUCGCGCCCGGCUUCAGAGCUCCUUCCCCGGUGACUGCAAGCUGGAAAGGACGUGGAUGCGGUGAGGCCCAACGGGUACAACCAGGUGACAGUAUGGCUGAGGACCCUCAGAGGAACUUCCGUUCUGCCUAUUAUGAGAAGGUGGGCUUCAGAGGGGUGGAGGAGAAGAAAUCACUGGAGAUAUUACUGAAGGACAACCCACUGGACGUGGAGAAGCUGAGCACUUUCAGUCAGAGAUUCCCUCUGCCCUCAAUGUAUAGGAUCCAUGUAUGGAAAGUGCUGUUGGGUAUCCUUCCUCCCCACAGUGACUCCCACUCCCUGGUGGGAGGGUACAGGCGGGAACAGUACCAGGAUGUGUUGGAGGCCCUGAAGGUGAUGAGGUUUGUCCACAUGGCCACUCCCCAGACGCAGGUGUACCUACGCAUGUUCCAGCUGGAGAGCCAAGUGCUGCCCAGACGCUCUGAUACCUCAGCCCCGGACGAGGAGGAUGAGGACUUCCUGUCCAUAGCUCGAGCCAUGGAGGAGAUCGUAGAAGACCCUAUGGAUUGUUAUUGGCUGAUCAAGAGCUUUGUCAACCAGUUCAACAAUAAGUUUGGAGACUCCAUUCCCCACCUGCCCAAGAGUCUGGAGCACUACCUGAGUGUGGAGGAGCCCCGGCUACUGAACCAUCUGAAGAAUACUGGGGCCCUCGCCAUGCUGCCAUACAGCCUGUGGUUCAGACGAUGCUUCGCUGGCUGCCUGCCUGAGUCCAGCCUGCAGAGGGUGUGGGACAAGGUGAUCAGCGGGUCCUGUAAGAUCCUGGUCUUCGUUGCCAUGGAGAUCCUUCUCAGCUACAAGAUCGUGGUGAUGGGGACCAGCAGACCGGAGGGAGUGGUCAGCGUCCUGUGCAACAUGCCCCAGGAGAACACGGACGCAAUAGUGACUAAGGCCAUUGACCUGUGGCACAAGUACUGUGGCACCCCCAUGCACUCUGUAUAGGAUCGCAGGUCUCCUGCCGGACCGUCUGGAUGGGGUCGUUGACAUUGGGAUACGCUUGGACUCAAAUCAAUCACGUUUAUUUGUCACAUACUUCGUAAAACAACAGAUGUGGACUAGCAGUGCAACGGUUUCUUCCGGGCCCUUCCAAACAAUGCAGAGAGAAAGAGCAUAGAGAACUAAUAUAAAAGUAAUAAUAACAUGUCUAUAUACACACACGGUGCCAGUUCCAAGUAGAUCUGCAGGGGUACAAGGUAAUUGAGGUAGAUAUGUUCAUAUAACUAAGAAUAAAGUGACUAGACAACAGGAUAGAUAAACAGUAGCAGCAGUGUAUGUGAUGAGUGCCUGGUACAGAGGUCCUGGAUGGCAGUGAGCUCAGCCCCAGUGAUGUACUGAGCUGUACGCACUACCCUCUGCAGAGCCUUGCGCUUGAAUGCCAAGAAAUUUACAUACCAGGCGGUGAUGCAGGCGGUGAUGCAGGCGGUGAUACCAGGCGGUGAUACCAGGCGGUGAUGCAGGCGGUGAUGCAGCCAGUCAAGAUGCUCUCAGUGGUGUCGCUGGAGAACUUUUUGAGGAUCUGAGGGUCCACGACAAAUUUUUUUCAGCCUCCAUGCCAAGUCUUUUCAACCUCUGACUGGAAGUGCCCCUGAGGAACCACCGUGUUGAGGGUAAGUGUGGCGAAUGUGUUGAUGCCUACCAUCAGCACCUGGGAGCAUCCUGUCAGGAAAUCCAGGAUCCGGUUGCAGAGGGAGGUGUUCAGUCCCAGGGUCCUUAGCUUAGUGUUGAGCUUUGAGAGCACUAUGAUGUUGAAUGCUGAGCUGUAGUCAAUGAACAACAUUCUCAUAUAGCUGUUCCCUUUGUCCAGGUGGGGAAGGGCAGUACCCCGUUGCAGAUUUGGGCAUGCCUAAAUUGGAAACGUUACUGUACAGCCAUUGCAUGACGUCAGAACUCUGGCUCUGCUCUUCACAGCACUGUAUGGGUUUUGACUGACAGCCGUUCUGAACAUGAGCACCUCGCACGACAAGAAGUUGCCCCCAUCCCUCCCGCUAAAUUGGGCAACUUUUGAGGGAAAUGCUGUAAAUUAAGAGGAUUCUAUGUAUACUGAAAAAAAUAUUAACGAAACAAUUUAAAAUAAUUUACAGAGUUACAGUUCAUAGAAGGAAAUCAGUCAAUUGAAAUAAAUAUAUUAGGCCCUAAUCUAUGGGUUUCACAUGACUGGGCAGGGGUGCAGUCAAACAAAAAUAGUUUUUCCCCACAAAAGAGCUUUAUUACAGACAGAAAUACUCCUCAGUUUCAUCAGCUGUCCAGGUGGCUGGUCUCAGACGAUCCCGCUGGUGAAGAAGCCGAUUGUGGAGGUCUUGGGCUGGUGUGGUUACAUGUGGUCUGCGGAAUUGUGUUCAUUGUUCAUAGCUUAUGCCUGCCCACACCAUAACCCCACCGCCACCACGGGGCUCUGUGUUCACAACGUUGACAUCAGCAAACUGCUCACCCACACACCACCAUACACGUGGUCUGCGGUUGUGAGGCCUGUUGGACAUACUGCCAAAUUCUCUAAAACAACGUAAGUGGCAGCUUAUGGUUGAGAAAUGAACAUUCAAUUCUCUGGUAACAGCUCGGGUGGACAUUCUUGCUGUCAGCAUGCCAAUUGCACGCUCCCUCAAAACUUGGCAUCCGUGGCAUUGUGUUGUGUGACAAAACUGCACCUUUUAUUGUCCCCAACACAAGUUGCACCUGUGUAAUGAUCAUGCUGCUUAAUCAUCUUAUUGAUAUGCCACACAGGUGGCUGGAUUAUCUCGGCAAAGAGAAACGCUCACUAACAGGGAGGUAAACACAUUUGUGCGCAAAAUUGAGGAGAAAUAAGCUUUUCGUGCAUAUGGAACAUUUUGGGGAUCUUUUAUUUCAGCUUAUCAAACAUGGGACCAACACUUUACAUGUUGCGUUUUAUAUUUUUAUUCAGUAUAUUUUGAAAGAUGAUACUUUAUUUAUAAUUUAUAAUAAAUACCAAAUUGAUGUCAUACAAGCAAGCCAAACACCCUUGAGUCCAAAAUGUGCACUUCACAUUUCCAUGUCAUAAAACUCAUGUCAUAUACCGUGUCAACGUUUAUGAUCACUAUGUUUGAUGUCCAGUUACAAGAUGACAUGCCGUCAUACGUUAUUCUGAACAGAAUGAUCCUCGGUUUCUGUGAAGAAGAUUUGCCGCGGCGCACGCACCUGAAUGCGCUCAUGACUCCUUUCUAUGCGCACCAAAAUUCUGAUCUGUUUCCCUGAAUUGCAUUGUGAAAGCCUUUUAUAAUGUCUUUGUCUAACACUGUAAUAUCGUAUUUUAUACCUUUUCUAGUCAUGUUGACAAUGGAACAGGCUUUGAAAUGAUGCCCACCUGACUCAGAUUGCGAUUUAUAAUUGACCAUUUUGGAUUGCGUAAGUAACUGUAAUUGUGUGAUUGCGGGGAUGUAGUUAUUUUUGUUUGGAACAACACUGCAAGUGUGCUUGCUGCUCUAGUUCCUGAAUGGCACAGCUAGGAGAGCUCACCUUAUAGUUGAAGACUCUUCUUUAAAUCAUAAAAGUGCAUUGAAAUGACUUAGAAACUGUGCACCCUUUAGAAAGGUGUGGCCACUUGGAGAUACCAGUUAAUCCUCUCACUCAAACCCUUGUAAUUUAUUUGUCUUAUGUUGUAGCUACACCACAUUUUCCAGGAAUAUUCUUAUCCUGUUACUGAAUGUAUCAAGAGCAUUUUCAGAUUUAGUUUUCAACAAAUGUGACGCAAAGGACAGCAUACAGUACUAGUAAAAAGUAUAUAUAUUAUUAUAUAUAUAAUAUUCAUAUAUACAGCAGUACUAGUAAAAAGUUUGGACACACCUACUCAUUCAAGGGUUUUUCUUUUUACUAUAUUUUUUCCAUUGUAGAAUAAUAGUGAAGACAAACUAUGAAAUAAUGCAUAUGGAACCAAAAGUGUUAAACAAAUCAAAAUAUAUUUUAGAUUCGAAGUAGAUUCGAAGUAGCCACCCUUUGCCUUUGACAGCUUUGCACACUCUUAGCAUUCUCUCAACCAGCUUCAUGGGGAAUGCUUUUCCAACAGUCGUGAAGGAGUUCUCACAUAUGCUGAGCACUUGUAAGCUGCUUUUCCUUCACUCUGCGGUCCAACUCAUCCCAAACCAUCUCAAUUGGGUUGAGGUCGUGUGAUUGUGGAGGCCAGGUCAUCUGAUGCAGCACUCCAUCACUCUCCUUCUUGGUCAAAUAGUCCUUACACAGCCUGGAGGUGUGUUGGGUCAUGGUCCUGUUGAAAAACAAAUGAUAGUCACACUAACCGCAAACCAGAUGGGAUGGCGUAUCGCUGCAGAAUGCUGUAUUAGACAUGCUGGUUAAGUGUGCUUUGAAUUCUAAAUACAUCACUAACAGUGUCACCAGCGAAGCCCCCCCACACCAUCACACUUCCUCCAUGCUCCUACUCCAUGCUUCACUGUGGAAACCACACAUGCAGAGAUCAACCAUUCACAAAGACACUGCGGUUGGGACCAAAAAUCUCUUGGACUUAUCAGACCAAAGGACAGUAUUCCACCGGUCUAAUGUCCAAUGCUCAUGUUUCUUCUCUUCUUCUUAUUGGUGUCCUUUUAGUAGUGGUUUCUUUGCAGCAAUUUGACCAUGAAGGCCUGAUAACAGACAGUCUCCUCUGAACAGUUGAUGUUUAGAUGCGUCUGUUACUUGAACUCUGGGAAGCAUUUAUUUAGGCUGCAAUCUGAGGUGCAGUUAGCUCUUUAACUUGUCCUCUGCAGCAGAGGUAACUCUGGGUCUUCCCUUCCUGUGGAGGUCCUCAUGAGAGACAGUUUCAUCAUAGCGCUUGAUGGUUUUUGCGACUGCACUUUCAAAGUUCUUGAAAUGUUCUGCAUUGACUGACCUUUAUGUCUUAAAGUAAUGAUGUACUCUCUUUGCUUAUUUGAACUGUUCUUGCUAUAAUAUGGACUUAGCCCUAUUUGGUAAAAUACCAUCUGCUGUAUACCACCCCUACCUUGUCACCACACAACUGAUUGGCUCAAACGCAUUAAGAAGGAAAUCAAUUCCACAAAUUAACUUUAAGCAAGGCACACCUGUUAAUUGAAAUGCAUUCCAGGUGACUACUUCAUGAAGCUGGUUGAGAGAACGCCAAGAGUGUGCAAAGCUUUCAUCAAGGCAAAGGAUGGCUACUUUGAAGAAUCUAAAAUAUGUACUUUGAUUUGUUUAACACUUUCUUGGUUACUACAUGAUUCCGUAUAUGUGUUAUUUCAUAGUUGUGAUGUCUUCACUAUUAUUCUACAAUGUAGAAAAUUGUAAAAAAUACAGAAAAAUCCUGGAAUGAGUAGGUGUGUCCAAACUUUUGACUGGUACUGUAUGUAAAAAUGCACAUAAAAUCAAGUGUUAUAUUUGGAUUCAGUAUUGUGUCAGGUGAACUGUUGUCCUCACUUUGGUCUAAUACUUUUUCCAUAAUGCCCAAACUGUUCCUGUUCAAUUGCUACCAUUUUCAUAAUUUUUCUUAAUCCUUAUCCAUAUAGGCCAAUUCCCACGAGUCUAAAGGGUUAACAGGAGAACAUCCAGUCCUCUGCCACUAACACAACAUACAUUGAGCUUGGACCAAAUGGAUAAAAUGAAUGACUGUACAGUACAAAGGGCUGGUCCAGGGCCUGUCAUGGUUGAGGUUACUAUGGUUGUUUCUAUGGGGAAACUGGUCCUAAACCUGUGCUUAGGGAGGUUUACUAAGCAGACAGGUUUGGAUCGUAGCAGCAAUCCACUAUAUUUAUGGCCUGGUCUCAGAUCUGUUUGUCUUGUCAAUUCCAACCAUGCUUGUCAACUCCUCCAACCUACUCAGUUCAGACUCCUUGAAAUGAAGCCCAUUUCCUUGAACAUGUGUCCCAAAGGAAGGAAUUUGGAGGUGUCUUUGCUUGACAUGUGACCAUCUAGCAGAAGAUCACAGCUGAAUCAUGUAUUUAUAUAUCAAUAAACAUGCAUUUAAUGACAGAGAAAGUUUGAGUGAAUUAAAACCAGAGAUAUAAUACUCUUCUAUUUCUAUUAUGAAAACAGUUUGAUUUCAGUUAGUGAAGGGAAGUUAUAAAGUUAUAUACGGUGGGAUCUGAAAUUGACACUUGAUAAAAAAUAACUUCAUAAAAUAAUUCAAAUACUGAGCUAUAUUGUAUGCAAAAAAAAAAAAUUGUACUAAUACAAUUGCUCAGAGGUAGAGAUUUUGUUUAACAAGUAAUACUUUUUUUUUUCUCAAAGAGAGACAAUCAUUGACACUCCUGUUUUCAAUAGGAUAAGGACACUGAACCGUUUCUAAAGUGUACAGACAGGAUAUCAAGGAUCUGGAAGGAUUCUAUGUGCUUAUGGGCUGCCCUCUUCAAUUCAAACCAUAUGUUUUAAAUUA
Molecule: messenger RNA, 6605 nt
Organism: Oncorhynchus nerka (sockeye salmon)
Lineage: Eukaryota; Metazoa; Chordata; Actinopteri; Salmoniformes; Salmonidae
Gene: tbc1d7
Product: TBC1 domain family, member 7
Exons: 8
Coding region: 335-1219 (294 amino acids)
Biological process (GO): activation of GTPase activity; negative regulation of TOR signaling
Molecular function (GO): GTPase activator activity
Source: RefSeq, a predicted model, not a curated record